AGGCUGUGUCCUAAAUUUUGAAGAGGCACGCACACUACGUUGGUUAAGGACAGGAACUCAGCUGUAGGCAUUCACCUCUCUUUCUACCUCUCUCGUUCUCUGAUCAGUUUCCGGGUAGCUAACAGGCAGACAAACAGCGCUCAAGACGUUGCAUCAGGUGCGCUCGCGCCUUUUGCCCAAAUUGCCCUUGAACUGGCGGUUUUACUGGAACAGACAGCAAGCGAGAAGCAACGCACAGACCACGGAAGCACAGGAGCUGUUCAGUAAACAGCAUUAGCGAUUCACAUCGGCAUUCUGCAUCAGAGAUACCGUCUGUUUCAACUGAGCAAUGAGCUGACCUGGAUGCAAAUACAGUCAUGGAUGAAUCAGAGCAAAGCAAUGUAACCAGUGCAAUUGCUGAGUUACUCAAAGAUCUUUCAUCCUCGGUGCUGCAAUCAGUUGUGGAGACACUGAAUUCACUUGGAGUAACAUCACUUGAAGAUUUUCAAUAUGUUCAGGAAUCAGAUCUCCUGCCAGUAUUAUGACCCAUUCAGGCCAGAAAACUUGUAUCUGCCUGGAGCCAGAUCAAACAAAGUGCUGAUAGCUUGUCAAGUUCUAGAGAGAGCAGCAGUGCUUCAUGUUCAUCAUCCCCAUCAUGUGGCAAGGCUUCCGGAGUUGUUUCGGACUGGGCCGACAGUUUUAAAAUUCCAUGGCAGAAGUUUCCAGAGCUAUUGACUCAAUGUUUAGAAAGGAAGAAAAGACCAAAUCCAAGAUUGCGACGAGAUAUGGUCAGAAUUGUCGUGUCUGAAAUGAAGGUAGGUGACUGUACCAGUAAACAAAGCUCUACAGCCAUUGCCAAAAAGAUUGUGGCCAAAUACCCUGCAUCCUUGCAGGAUGUUGUCGAAGGUGAUAUAAUUGGUUCAGGGUAUAACUCGCUGGUCAAGCAGAUUCAGAAUCGCAUAGAAAAUGUGAAGAGACCCAACGUGCCGAAAAUCAGAAAAUGCAACAGAACAGAAGAAUCUGACACAGAGGAGAUUCCUGCUGAAAAAAGGGCAGCGGUUCAAGACACUUAUGGGAUUUAAAGUUUAUGCCGCACAAUGAGACUAAAGAGAACCAGUUGGAUAAACAAGAACGGAUGAAGAUCAUGUCUAAAACAACAAAUGUUGACCCAGAAGAAGUUAGCAACCUUCUGAAAGCAACCUACUACUCUCAACGCAAAGAUAUAAACAACGGAGCAAGCAUUCAACAGCUUUGUGAGAACUGGCCUUUUCUAUUUCAGGAGGUUGGUAUGUGUGUACACUUCAAGCAGCUAACCGGAAUUGAUCUGAAGGAGAUGUUCCUUAAAAGCUUGGAUAAAAAAGGACAGCGGCUCCUGAACUUUCUUAAAACAGUUGGUGCAGAAAAGACAAAUGUACUGCAAGCUGCUGCAAAACUAGAGGUUACGAGGUGUCAAACUGAGGGAUGCAGUGAAGAUUUGAAAGAUGUGGUGCUUCUUCUGCUUGCCUACUUUGAUGAAAAGGAAGAGGUGGUGUUUCAUUAUGUGGAAGAGUCUUGCCUUGUCGAAGAUGUGGAGGUAGACAAGUUACCAGCAACACCCUGCAUCAUUGUCUGUGGCUCUUCCUGCUACACAUCAAAACUAUUCAUGCUGAGCAUCGACCAAAAGAUUACAGCUCCACACAUUUCUACAUUUAUCUCUGUAUUGUGCAUGAUGUUUGGCAGUUACUACUGUUUUAACAUUCAUUACCCUUUGGAACUGGGUUCUAAUCUGGAGUUCAUGCAAAGGUGCUUCAGCAUAAACCCAGAGAAGGGCACCAAAGUUGAACCGAGGAAAAACAAAAAAACAGCUCCCAGUGAACCCCCGAGUCCUUACACUCAUAGCAGACCUUGCUGAUCAUGAGUGGAGAGCAGAUUAAGGUUGGACAAAACAUUUUUGACAGAUGUUUGAAGAUUACGUUGGCACUGAGAAUGUUUUACAACUUUGUGUUAUCUGGAUUUACACUGAAAGAUGCUUGAACUUUGAAUGUCAAACUACUUAAAUGUGAGUCCUCUUAGAAAGCUAUUUUUGGCUUAUAUACUGUUUUGUACUUAUGGUACCUAUAGUACAAUACCAGUAAUGAUUUGAGCAGCCAACAAAACAUUGUGUGUACCUAAAAUAAAAUGUCACUUUUUUUUUUUUUUUUUUUGUAUAGUUAUGUUUUUCAUGUCCUUUCAAUUUAUACAUUUAAGUUUUCCUACAGGAAGUUUUGUUUUGUGCAUCUGAGAUUUUAAAAAGCUGUAUGUUAAUGCUUUCCAAGCAUUUGGUUCAUGAUUAAUCCAUUCUGUUAAUAGAAUGGUGUGCUGUCUUGUUCAGGUUAUUGAAUGUGUGGCUUUCUGGAAAAGAUUGCAAUUAUUCAAAAUGUUUGUUCUGCAAGUUGAAGUGAACAGGGAGUACAUUCUUUUACUGCUUUUUUUAAGGAGAAGAAUAUGGUUUUCCAAAGUAUGUAUUUAUUAUGUUUGU
Molecule: messenger RNA, 2476 nt
Organism: Myxocyprinus asiaticus (Chinese sucker)
Lineage: Eukaryota; Metazoa; Chordata; Actinopteri; Cypriniformes; Catostomidae
Exons: 7
Coding region: 1067-1870 (267 amino acids)
Source: RefSeq, a predicted model, not a curated record